Molecule: messenger RNA, 541 nt
Organism: Sinocyclocheilus anshuiensis
Lineage: Eukaryota; Metazoa; Chordata; Actinopteri; Cypriniformes; Cyprinidae
Product: TFIIA-alpha and beta-like factor
Exons: 5
Biological process (GO): transcription by RNA polymerase II; transcription initiation at RNA polymerase II promoter
Cellular component (GO): transcription factor TFIIA complex
Source: RefSeq, a predicted model, not a curated record
UCUUCACCUCAUUGUGUGAUCAUUUGUGAUUUAUGCAUCGACCACUGGCAGCGCAGCAUCAGUGUCUCGUUUACUGUGGUUUGUAAUGAGUUUAAAGAAGAUCAGGGCUUCAUAAACUCUUAAUUGACGGCCAGCUGUGUCAGCUGAAGGAUGAUGCUGUCAAGCGCUAACACGCUGCCGAAGCUGUAUCUGUCCGUCAUCGAGGAUGUGAUCGAGAGCAUCAGAGAGCUGUUUUGUGAUGAAGGAGUGGAGGAACGAGUGCUGGACAACCUCAGACAGCUCUGGGAGUCAAAGGUCAUUCAGUCUAAGGCUGUGGAGGGUUUCAUGAAAGACAACAAUCCGUCCAAUUUUGUUCUGCAGCUUCCAGCAAACUACUCUCAGAGUCUCCAUAAACCCACCGUUGUCAUUCCAGCAGCUCAGAAUGUGCCGAGUUUCUCCUCCAAAGCAAGCAGCUGUGGUUCUGUCGCGACCUUCUCUCUGCCGGCUGGAAUCACGUAUCCGGUGCAGAUCCCCGCGGGCGUCACGCUGCAGACGGCCUCAG